Ophidiomyces ophidiicola is the source of this 1662-nucleotide messenger RNA. It is a transcript of the gene CCA1, whose product is annotated as CCA tRNA nucleotidyltransferase, mitochondrial. Gene Ontology annotation, molecular function: RNA binding; ATP:3'-cytidine-cytidine-tRNA adenylyltransferase activity. Bases 1 to 1662 code for a protein of 553 amino acids. The transcript is spliced from 3 exons. Gene Ontology annotation, biological process: tRNA 3'-terminal CCA addition. Lineage: Eukaryota; Fungi; Ascomycota; Eurotiomycetes; Onygenales; Onygenaceae. The record is from RefSeq and is a predicted model, not a curated record.
AUGGCAGCAGCAUGCAAGAUCCCGGCACCUUUUCCGCCAGUCAUUGAACUUACUGAAAUUGAAAAGACUUUACGGCAUCUUUUGCUGGAUGUGGUGGAAUAUAUAAAGCAAAAACACUUGCACAAUGGACACCCGCCCAUGACAGAUGAUUUGGUCCUACGAUUCACGGGUGGGUGGGUUCGAGACAAGCUGCUCGGUGUUGAUAGUCAUGAUAUCGAUGUGGGCAUAAGUACCAUGACUGGCUACAAAUUUGGGGCGGAAUUGAAAGAGUACCUUGAUAUACCCGAGCACUUGGAAAAAUAUAGAAGUUUUCAUUCCGACGAUGCUCUCAAAAGCGUGAUUGGGGGCCUACAUAAAAUCGAGGCGAAUCCAGAGAAAUCAAAACAUUUAGAAACAGUUGCUACCAGGAUCUUCGGCUUGGAAGUUGACUUGGUAAAUCUUCGAAAAGAAACUUAUUCAGACCACAGUCGUCACCCCGACAUGGAGUUUGGGACGGCGCAAGAAGAUGCUCUUAGACGGGACGCCACGAUUAACGCUCUGUUUUACAACCUUCAUACGUCAUCGGUUGAAGACCUCACUGGCAGAGGUAUAUCAGAUAUGAUAUGUCAGAUAAUUCGCACCCCCCUGGAGCCAUAUCAGACUUUCAAGGAUGACCCGCUUCGUGUCUUAAGAUUGAUUCGCUUCUCUAGCAGACUUGGGUAUCGAAUUGACCAAGAUACCGAGGAAGCAAUGCAACAUGCUGAUAUUAAGGAAAGUCUGAGGUUAAAGAUAAGCCAAGAGAGAAUUGGGGCUGAAAUUGAGAAAAUGUUGAAAGGCAAGGUAUAUUGUCCUAGCCCCUUCGCGGCCUUAUGCAUUAUAGACCGUCUUCACCUAUAUGAUACCAUAUUUUCCAAUCAUCAGGAUGAUGUUACUGUGGAUGCCUCAUCCUGGGUGAAGGCGAAACGUGCCCUCAUGAUACUGUUAGAUAAUGAUUACAUGGGAAUCGGAAUUUCACAGGAAACUCGCACAAACAUACGCACUCUCUUACUUCGGGAUGGCGAGGAUAUAUAUCAUUCGUGGAUGUUAGCAGCUUUUUCACCUUGGGCAAUUAUUCCCCAGAAGGAAACGCCGCCUGAUAAAAAAGAUUUGCCACCGAGAGCAGCAAUGGUAGCUCGAGAUAGCUUGAGGACUGACAAUAAAACAUUUACUAUUCUAAAAGCCGCCGCUACCCAUUAUAAAAGGGUAACUGAUCUUAAAUCCUCAUUUUUGAAACAAGAUCUUGGUGAGACUUUGGCGGAUGUGCGUUGGCAGCUCGGGCGGACAAUACGUGAAAUAGGGGUAGACUGGCGGCUUUGCGUUAUUCAAGCUAUACUCCUAGAAGUCAUGCAAGGGGAAGAAGCAGCCAAUGUCUUCAAGGAGUACGAGCAAUUCCUACUAUACCUGAAGGCGCAAGAUCUUCUUGGUGUAGACGCUUUACGCCCCCUUGUCAAUGGCCGGCAACUUGCCUCUGCGUUCGGAGUACUUCCUGGUCCGUGGAUGUCUAAGGCAUUAGACAUGGUCAUUGAAUGGCAGCUUCGAAACCCAGAGAGGCGCGACGGCAAAGGUGCCAUAGAAGAGGUGGAACGGCGAAAAGAUUCUUUAGAACUGACCACAGCCCCGAAAAAGAAAAGGACGAAGCAGUGA